Molecule: messenger RNA, 984 nt
Organism: Phycomyces blakesleeanus NRRL 1555(-)
Lineage: Eukaryota; Fungi; Mucoromycota; Mucoromycetes; Mucorales; Phycomycetaceae
Exons: 8
Biological process (GO): protein phosphorylation; positive regulation of transcription elongation by RNA polymerase II; transcription elongation by RNA polymerase II
Cellular component (GO): cyclin/CDK positive transcription elongation factor complex; nucleus
Molecular function (GO): cyclin binding; ATP binding; cyclin-dependent protein serine/threonine kinase activity
Source: RefSeq, a predicted model, not a curated record
CCUUUUCAAACCGAGGAGAACCCUGCAUCUUUGUUUGAAAAAAUUGGGCAAAUUGGAGAAGGAACUUAUGGCAAGGUUUACAAAGCCAAAAAUUGCAAGACUGGUCAUCUCAUGGCUUUAAAACGAAUCCGAAUGAAGACUGAGAAAGACGGGUUUCCUAUUACUGCGAUGAGAGAAAUCAAACUAUUGCAAGAAUUGAAACAUGAAAGAAUUAUAGAAUUACAACAGAUUAUGGUAGCCAAAGGCUCAGUUUAUAUGGUACUUGAAUAUAUGGACCAUGAUUUGGCCGGUAUAUUGGGCCAUCCGAAUUUCAAAUUCCAAGCCUCGCAUGCAAAAUCGCUUGUCAAGCAAAUGUUAGAAGGUCUUGCUUAUAUUCACCACAUGGGUAUUUUACACCGCGAUAUAAAAGGAUCCAAUCUAUUGAUUAAUAACAAGGGUGAAUUAAAGAUUGCGGACUUUGGUCUCGCUCGAGUAUUUCAAAAAAACAGAACCCAUGAUUAUACCAAUCGAGUUAUUACAUUGUGGUAUCGUCCACCAGAACUUUUGCUGGGUGCAACAGCCUAUGGACCUGCUGUUGAUAUAUGGAGCGUAGGAUGUAUUAUGCUAGAGUUUUUCACUGGAAGACCAUCCUUCAAUGGAACCGAUGAAAUUUCUCAAUUGGAUUGUAUUUAUAAAACUAUGGGAACACCUACAGUAGAAACAUGGCCAACUGUUACUACACUACCGUGGUAUGAGCUCAUUAGACCCAAAGAACAGUAUCCAAAUCGAUUUAAAGAAGCAUAUGCAAGUCUACUUUCGCCUGGCGCGCUUGAGUUGGCUGAGGCUUUACUAUCCAUGGAUCCGCAGAAACGCCCUACUGCUGCUGAAGCACUUGAAUUCGAUUAUCUUAAGACCGAACUACCUGCACCAGAACCACCAGCAAAUUUAUUAGAUGUGAAUGGUGAUUGGCAUGAGUUUGAGUCGAAGCAACGAAAACGUCAAAAA